This is a messenger RNA of Fraxinus pennsylvanica, 1089 nucleotides long. The record is from the annotation of a GenBank genome assembly. Lineage: Eukaryota; Viridiplantae; Streptophyta; Magnoliopsida; Lamiales; Oleaceae.
AUGGACUAUUUCAUUCUUCAAUUAUAUUAUGUUGACCCUCGAAUACAACAUGAUCCAACUGUCAACAGAUCUCGCUCCACUCCCAUUUACGAUACGGUGUUUCUCUGCGUACUUCACUGCAACAAUCAAAGAUCGAAGAAUCUGUCAAUUUCAUCAUCAAAACCCCCUAAAAAGCUGCCAUUUUACAAGAUUAUGGGAAAAACAGGGAGAGACUGGACGCAGAUCUAUGCGAUCUAUGGAGUAGAUGAUUGGCAAACGCCACUGUUUCUCCUUAUUCAUGCUAUAGCCUUUUCAAUUCUUUCACUCAUCUUCCUCCUUUACUUUGACUCCGUUUGCUAUCUCUUUCAACACUUUCUCCCCGGUCCAGGAUUGGCUCGCUUUGCGGCGGGGUUUAGUGGAUCAGUCACUGCUCUCUCCGCCGUCUGUCUCUUCUUCGCGGCUGCAAACUUCUUCUACUCGGCCGUCUCCCUCCACUGGGACAUGUCCCAGCGUAUAGUCUCCUCCAUCCCCGACUGGUCCUCCGUCAAGUACGCUCUUGACCUCGGCUGUGGCCGCGGUAUCCUCCUAAACGCCGUCGCCUUACAGCUCAAGAAAUCAGGUUCUUCCGGUCGGGUUGUCGGGCUCAACCCUGCACAGAACGGAACAAAUCAAUUUCCAAACCCAACCAGCACGCUCCGGACAGCUACUCUCGAGGGUGUUCAGGAGUACGUCACGUGUCGUCCUGGUGACCCGAGAACACUUCCCUUCAGUGACAACUACUUCGACGUGGUGGUGUCGGCCGCGUUCGUGCACACAGUUGGGAAAGAGUUCGGACCCAAAUCAGCCGCAGCAGCAGCGGAGCGGAUGCGCGUGUUGGCUGAGGUAGCGCGUGUGUUGAAACCCGGCGGAGUAGCUGUGGUGUGGGACAUAGUGUACGUGCCGGAGUAUGUGCAGAGACUACACGAUUGGAAGAUGGAGGAGAUUAGAGUGUCGGAGCGCGUGACGGCAUUCAUGGUCAGCAGCCACAUCGUGUCAUUUCGUAAGCCACGUCAGCACUUUGUGGGGUCCAAUGAAGUGAGAUUAGAUUGGAGAUUCAACGGUCUCCGUUGA